AUGCCUCCGGGUACAACCCUUCAGAAGCGGGACAGUGAAGCAACGUCCUCGGCAACCCGGAGGGUUCUUGCAAGCGAGAUAAGGCCCUGCAUUGUGCUGUCAAAGUGUUGGUCAAAUCAGCGCGCAGUGCACCGAGUGCUGGACUGUUGUCAUCUUUUCAAGAACCUCCAGCAUUCCGCGGGUCACGAUGGUCGGCCAGCUAUUGCCUUUGGUCCAGCGCGUAUUCGCGAGGUUUUGACUCGCACAAAGAUCCGCAAAAGUGUCAAAUAUCCAGCCGUGGAAGAAGAAGCCCUUCCAGUUGUCGAAGAGGUAUUAAACGAGGGUGAGCAUUUGGCGCAGAGCUUCCCCAACAUAGUGAGGUCGAUUGAGAAGCUUUCCCAUCUUAGCAAGAGGCAACGCAAUCAUCAUCAGGGUGUAUUUAGCGAUAAGGACGUUAGGUAG
This is a messenger RNA of Penicillium soppii, 441 nucleotides long. RefSeq lists its product as uncharacterized. Lineage: Eukaryota; Fungi; Ascomycota; Eurotiomycetes; Eurotiales; Aspergillaceae. Bases 1 to 441 code for a protein of 146 amino acids. The transcript has a single exon. The record is from RefSeq and is a predicted model, not a curated record.